ACUAAACCAACGCAACGCUUCUCUACCCCGCCAGUCAUUUCGUGCGUCGAUUUCUUUUUCAGUUUGACAAAGUUGCGAUAUCCUGCUGAAAAUGAGCGGGAUGGCGGACCGGUCUGACGCUUUACCAGAUUUCAAGCUGAGUGCAGUGCUUGCCGGACAUACCUCUGAUGUCAGAGCAGUUCUUCUUCCUGACCCAUCCUUCGCAAUCACUGCCUCGCGCGACGGGUCAACUCGUGUAUGGAAACGUGUUUCGACCUCCCCUCCCACCUACGACCCUACCGAAUCAUCUCAAGGCGCCACCUUCAAGACCUGUCUAGCAUACCUUCCACCUUCUAAAGAAUACAGUGAUGGUCUGAUCCUUUCUUCGGGACAAGAUGCCAUCAUUGAGGCACGGCAACCUUCUUCCACAGCGGAGGUCAAUGCGGAAGCCAUUGCCGUGGGACACAGCCAUCAAGUCUGCUCGCUGGAUGUAGAUGCUGCAGCCCGGUAUUUUGUCAGUGGAAGCUGGGACAGUACGGCCAAGUUGUGGGAGGUUGGUCGGUGGGAACCGUCAGUUGAUCUACCAGGUCAUACGGCCACUGUCUGGGCAGUCCUAGCAUACAGCAGGGAUACGAUCAUCACUGGCUGCGCAGAUCGAGCGAUCAGGGUGUUCGACGAACGAGGAAAAUUAAUGGCUUCUUGGGACGGCAAAGAUAUUGUACGAGCAUUGACGGCUUUGCCAGAGGGUCACUCCACAGGAGCCGACUUUGCUUCCGCAUCCAACGACGGUGUGAUACGUCUUUGGACGGUGGGAGGAAAGUUGGUGGCUGAAUUGUUUGGCCACGAAUCCUUCAUCUAUUCUCUGGCCACCCUACCCACCGGUGAGAUUGUCAGCUCCGGCGAGGACCGAUCGGUCAGGAUAUGGCAGGGAACAAAUUGUGUGCAGGUAAUCACACUUCCGGCAAUUUCAGUCUGGUCUGUAUCAACCUCAUCGAAUGGGGAUCUGAUCGUAGGAUCAAGCGACAAGGUGGCCAGAAUUUUCACCCGUGAGCAAGAGAGAUUCGCCGACCAGGAAACUCUGACAGAGUUCGUUGAGUCGGUCAAAUCUUCUAGUGUUCCACAACAACAAGUGGGCGGUGUCAACAUGACUGACCUUCCAGGUCCGGACUUCCUGACACGUAAAUCUGGCACGAAAGAGGGACAGAGCCAGAUCAUUAAAGAAGACGAUGGCAGUGCAACGCUGUACCAGUGGUCAAUGUCUCAACAAGCCUGGAUCAAGAUCGGUCAGGUGGUUGAUUCUGAAAGUUCUGGUGCGAAUAAGACGGCCUACAAUGGCAAAGAGUACGACUUUGUUUUCGAUAUCGACAUUGAAGAUGGCAAACCCCCUUUGAAGCUCCCUUACAAUGUCACACAGAAUCCCUAUGACGCAGCAACAAAGUUUCUGCAAAAUAACGAACUCCCAAUGUCGUAUCUGGAGGAAACGGCGAAUUUCAUCAUCAAAAACACACAAGGCACCACCCUGGGUGCGUCACAGCCACAAGCACAACCAGUUGGGGCUGAUCCCUGGGGUACGGAGAGCAGAUACCGACCAGGAGAGGUGCCCACAUCUUCGUAUCAACCUCGACCAGCAGCCAGCAGAAAGAUUCUGCCCCAUAAGGAAUACCUGUCUAUCGUCCUCGGUAAACCAAAUGCGGCUCUGGGUCAGAUCACAAAGAGAAACAACGAAUACAUUGGCACCACAAGUGUCUUAUCCGCGACCGAGGUUCAGCAUUUACUCGACAUCUCUCAACAAUUAGAAAAGUACAACUUUCAAGGAAAGCCGUCCUUGCCCACCACACCAGCCCUUCAAUCCUCCAUCACAUCUCUCGUCAAGAUCGUCACUCGGUGGGACCCUCCUUCAAAUCGUCUGGCAGGUUUGGACCUUCUCCGCUUCAUUGCCGCAGCAGCCAAGGACUUCCCAGGUACCAAUGACGACAUUGACAUCGUCGCUGGUAUUCUUUCCUCUGGCAUUUUUGACGCAGACCUUGUCAAGACCAACAACAAAUUAGCGAUGAUAGCAAUCCGCUUCUUCUCAAAUGCCUUGUAUGGUUCGGAAUCCUCUCGAGAACUCAUCAAAGAGCAUCUGGAAAGUAUUCUUGAGAGCCUCAAGCCUCUGAGCAGUCUCAUUGCAUCUGAUGUCUCGGUCGCGGUGGCUCUGACGACACUUUAUCUCAACCUUGCGGUCUUGAUAACAACAGACAAGAGCAGUGACUCAGAUACCUACGCACCAUAUGGCCUGGCCUUGAUUGAAGAGACCUCCAAAAUCUUGUCCUCCAGUCCAUCCGUCAAUCAUACUGCGUCAGCCACUCCAGCCGCACAAACAACGGAGCCGGCGUACCGAGCGAUAGUGGCGCUGGGAACCGUGUUGAUUGGACUGAAGCGAGAAGACCUAUCCUCUGCCGCCAAAGACAACUUCGAUGUUCCUUCUACAUUGGCGCAAUUGAAGACGAAAAAGUACUUGGAUGAACCUCGGUUCCAGACCGCAGUGGGAGAGAUCCAAGGUGCCUUACGCUAAAUAAGAUUGAUGUAUCUUUGCAAUCGGGCGGACCCUGUCACGGUUUGCAGGUGUUUCGUGCAUGGCCACUGUCUUGACGAUGGCUUUCAGGUCGACACCUCGGGGUUUGACGACAUCAUUGCACCUAGACUCUUGACGAAAGAUGCCAGUAGUUUGGCGUAGCAUAGCAUAGCGUGUCGCGGCAGUCCGUCGACCUCGCCUUUCAGCAUCAUGAUAUCAAUAAGAUCACCAAAAGGAAUUG
This is a messenger RNA of Exophiala mesophila, 2774 nucleotides long. RefSeq lists its product as uncharacterized. Gene Ontology annotation, cellular component: cytoplasm; nucleus. Gene Ontology annotation, molecular function: ubiquitin binding. The record is from RefSeq and is a predicted model, not a curated record. The coding region runs from base 92 to 2533 and encodes 813 amino acids. Lineage: Eukaryota; Fungi; Ascomycota; Eurotiomycetes; Chaetothyriales; Herpotrichiellaceae. Gene Ontology annotation, biological process: ubiquitin recycling; proteasome-mediated ubiquitin-dependent protein catabolic process. The transcript has 2 exons.